UUGUAGAUUUAUAUAUAGUAUAGAUAGAUAUAAUGAAUUCAAUCUAUAAUCAUGGUUUAAAACAGACUCAAACAAUAUCUCGAGAUUUGUUAGAAUUCGAAAAGAAUUUAUCUACAUCCCCUUUAUCAUUACAAGGUGCAAUUACCACAUCCAUUACUGCAUUCAGAAAAACAAUUAGAGAAUAUAAGGACUUAGUAGAAAAGGACACAGAUGCGACUUCAAAUGCCAAGCAUGAAGGUAGAAUAGAGAAGUUCAGCCAAGACUUACUGGAGUUUACUACUAAAUUUGAUAGCUUGAAAUCUCAGAGAGAAGUUAUCGCUCAAGAGAACAAUAAACAAGAAUUAUUGGGUAGAAGACAUCUCCAUAACCCUGAUUCAAAUGGUGGACAGGCAUCUGAAAACCCAUACGAUCCAACCAACCAACAGCAACAACAACAGGACUUAUCAUACCUGGAAGGAUUAUACAACGAAAGAUUAUCAUUGGCUAGAGGAUCUCAACAGUUAGAUCAUAUAUUGGAAAUGGGACAACAAGCAUUUGAAGAUAUCGUCGAACAGAAUGAAAUAUUAAGAAAAGUUCAAGCAAAGUUUGAACAAAGUUUAGUAACUUUAGGGGUUAGUCAAGGUACCAUUAGAAGUAUCGAGAAAAGAGCAAAACAGGACAAAUGGCUAUUUUGGUUUGCUUUAAUCUUAACCUUGGUUAUAUUCUGGUAUAUUUUCAAGUUCUUCAGAUGAACAUUUCCUCAUUAAAUAAUAAACUAACUUGUAUAAUAGUAUGUAAUCAAAUGUUAUAUUUUUAAAUUUUAGUCUUUAUAUGUUACCCCGUAAUAUAUGUAAGAUAAAGCCAGAUCAAUGUCAUGUGGGCGAAGCGAAAAACACAUGAAUGAAAUAUGUCAAAUUGCUUAAUAAGAAUAAUUCAAACUUUUUCAACCAAUUACAUUCUUUGAUUGUCAAGCAUAAUUUCUACUUAAGGCAUAAUAAGGCUAAGCCAAAUAGCAACUUUCAAGUUUACCACGAAGUUAAACCAUUAAAAGUAACAUUACUCUCUCACAGAUAUAACCUAAGCCUAGACCAACCCUUUUUUUGAGGGUUUACCAGUUGGCAACUGACACUUAAAUUGGCAAAAGUAAAAAGUAUGUCCCACCAGAAAUUUGCCUAAGCCUAAUUUCCUUAUAUUAUAUACCUCUUUGGUAGUUUGGAGAUUCCCC
This is a messenger RNA of Scheffersomyces amazonensis, 1204 nucleotides long. RefSeq lists its product as uncharacterized. Bases 33 to 731 code for a protein of 232 amino acids. Gene Ontology annotation, cellular component: SNARE complex; endoplasmic reticulum membrane; late endosome membrane. The record is from RefSeq and is a predicted model, not a curated record. Gene Ontology annotation, biological process: vesicle fusion; endoplasmic reticulum to Golgi vesicle-mediated transport. NCBI's taxonomy places the organism in Eukaryota, Fungi, Ascomycota, Pichiomycetes, Serinales, Debaryomycetaceae. Gene Ontology annotation, molecular function: SNARE binding; SNAP receptor activity. The transcript has a single exon.